Messenger RNA from Macadamia integrifolia, 2808 nucleotides. RefSeq names its product probable transmembrane GTPase FZO-like, chloroplastic. The coding region runs from base 253 to 2808 and encodes 851 amino acids. Gene Ontology annotation, molecular function: GTP binding. NCBI's taxonomy places the organism in Eukaryota, Viridiplantae, Streptophyta, Magnoliopsida, Proteales, Proteaceae. The record is from RefSeq and is a predicted model, not a curated record. Gene Ontology annotation, biological process: thylakoid membrane organization. The transcript is spliced from 11 exons. Gene Ontology annotation, cellular component: chloroplast membrane.
CUUAGCUUGAAGAUGGGCCCAACUCCAGGACCCAACCCCAUUACCGCCAUCGCAGUAAAUUCUUUCCAGAAUCCCAUAUAAAGGGCUGUAGUGAAGACGCAGGGGGUGGCUGCAGAUAAGGUUCUCUCUUUCUUGUUGCCAUAGUUUCACGUACCAGUAUACCCUCUUGUUCCUCAUCUUCUCCUGCUAAAGAAUAACUUUCAAGAUUCAAAGUUUCCUAGAUCUAAUCUCUUUGCCUUUCUUCCUUCUUCCAUGAUCUCUUUACCUGCGAGCUGCUUUCAUCUCCCGAGAUUGCCAGUCCUUAGAGAAACCAACACCUCGAGCUUCCUUCGUCAUGGUCGAACAUAUAAAUUCAAGUCCCAAAAUCACCGAAAUAGAUUAUUUAUCAAUGCGGUCGGAAUGAACUCAUUCGACUCGAGUAAUCUGCAACAACAACAGCCAAGAACACUGUUUCCGGGCGGAUUUAAGAGGCCGGAGAUUAAGGUACCCACGCUGGUGCUUCAAUUGAAAUCAGACGAGGUAUUGGAGAGGGAAGGAGUUUUGGAUGUUAUUGAUGUUACCGUCAGUAAAUGGGUUGGAAUUGUUGUGCUCGAUGAUGGUUCGCCAGGAAGUGGUGGCCGCUUGUAUGAGGCAGCUUGCCUAUUGAAGUCGGUUGUUAGAGAUCGUGCUUAUCUUCUUAUUGCGGAGCGUGUCGAUAUUGCAGCUGCUGUUGGUGCUAGCGGCGUUCUGCUCUCCGACCAAGGUCUACCUCCCAUUGUUGCAAGGAAUAUGAUGGUCCAGUCCAAGUCUGAGUCUACCAUCCUCCCUAUAGUGGCAAGAAACGUGCAGACAGCUAGUGCUGCCUUAAGUGCAUCUAAUUCUGAAGGUGCUGAUUGCCUUUUAUAUAGUGCUGAUGGAACAAACCAUGUUGAAUUAACGGUGAACCCUGUAAUUCAGAAUGUCAAUAUACCAAUUUUUACUACAAUUGCUUUAGUAGGACAGGGCACACUUCUGACAGAAGCAUCAAAGUUACUCAACUCAGGUGCUAGUGGUUUGGUCAUUACAUUGGAAGAUAUGAAGCUGUUUAGUGAUGACACUCUGAGCAAAUUGUUUAAUACGAUUUGUGUACCAAGUACAAGAGCACAGCAUGAAAUUCAGAGCUUCAAUAAACUUGAAAAAGGGGAUGUGGUUGAUAAAUUUCACGGGAAUAAAGCAUACGCUGGCUUUACUAAGUUGGAGGAUAGAGAGAAAAUUAUAAUAGAAACAGAGAGACGGGUUAUGCUUGACACAACUGCUAUUAUCUGCAAAGCGGCACCACUGAUGGAAGAGGUCUCGCUGCUUACUGAUGCAGUGUCUCAGCUUGAUGAGCCGUUUUUGCUGGUUAUAGUGGGUGAAUUUAACUCUGGUAAAUCUACUUUUAUCAAUGCUCUCCUUGGAAGAAGGUACCUAAAAGAAGGAGUUGUUCCUACAACUAAUGAGAUCACUUUGUUACGCUACUCUGAACUGGAAUCUCAUGAGCAAGAAAAUUGUGAAAGGCAUCCGAAUGGACUAUUUGUACGCUCCUUGCCUGCACCAAUUCUUAAAGAAAUGAACCUUGUUGAUACACCAGGAACUAAUGUGAUUCUCCAAAGACAACAACGCCUUACUGAAGAGUUUGUGCCACGCGCUGAUUUGAUUCUUUUUGUUAUUUCUGCUGAUCGGCCAUUAACUGAAAGCGAGGUUGCUUUUCUUUGUUAUAUUCGGCAGUGGAAGAAAAAAGUUGUUUUUGUAUUGAAUAAAUCUGAUAUCUAUCGGAGUACCAGUGAGCUUGAGGAAGCAAUCGCAUUUGUUAUGGGUAAUGCUCAGAAGCUGCUGAGUAGUGAACAUGUGACAUUAUAUCCUGUAUCUGCCCGGUCUGCACUUGAAGCAAAACUUUCUGUUUCUUCAGAUGUUGAAAAAGAUUAUGGGGAGUCCUUGUGCACUAACUCUGAUUGGAGAACCAAUUGUUUCUAUGAACUCGAAAGGUUCUUGUUUAGCUUCUUAGAUGCUUCAACAAAUAAUGGAAUGGAAAGAAUUAGGCUUAAGCUUGAAACACCAAUUAACAUUGCAGAACAACUACUGUCUGCUUGUGAAAAAAUUGUGAGACAAGGCUGUGAAUCUGCCAAUCAAGAUUUAGUCUCAGUUAAUGAAAUCGUCACCGGAGUUGAAAUUUAUGCAAUGAAGAUGGAAAGUGAGAGUCUUUCUUGGAGGAGACAAGCAUUAUCACUGGUUGAUAACUCAAAAGCACGUGUUCUGAAGCUUGUAGAAUCUAAUCUUCAAUUAUCAAAUCUUGAUCUUGUUGUGUCCUACAUUUUCAAAGGGGAGAAAUCUGCUUCAUUGCCUGCAACCUUGAGUAUUCAAGACGAAAUUAUUAGCCCUGCACUUUCUGAUGCAAAGAAACUUCUUGGAGAGUAUUUGAUGUGGUUACAAUCAAAUAAUGCUCGUGAAGGGACACUUUACCAGGAAUAUUUUGAGAAAAGAUGGCCUUCAUUUGUCAACCCUCACAACCAGGAACUUGAAACUCACAAAUUGCUGAAGAAAGGUGAGGAGCUUAGCCUGAAAGUAGUAAAGGACUUAAGUGCUAGUGCUGCUGCAAAACUUUUUGAGCUAGAAAUCCGUGAAGUGUUUUUGGGAACUUUUGGGGGACUUGGUGCAGCUGGCUUAUCUGCUUCCCUUCUAACAUCAGUGCUACCAACCACAUUAGAAGAUCUUCUUGCUCUAGGCCUUUGUUCUGCCGGCGGUUAUGUAGCAAUUUCAAAUUUUGCUGCCCGUCGAAAGGAGUGGGCCUUAUUGGGAUGCAGCACAACAUAG